AUGCACCGCCCGCGCAAAAUCGCCUACUAUCCGGCAUGGGCCAUCUACGACCGCAAGUUCAACCCCGCCGACGUUCCCGUCGAGCGCCUGACUCACAUCAACUACGGCUUUGCCAACCUCGUGAACAAUAAGAUUGCGCUAGGCGACCCCUGGGCCGACGUCGAGAAGCCGUGGCCCGACACUCAGUACCAGCCUGGUGACAUCAAGGGCAGCUUUGGCGAGUUCAACAACCCUGCCAGCCCGGUGCGCCGCCGCAACCCACAUCUGCGGUCCAUCAUCUCUGUAGGCGGAUGGACGUGGUCGGCCGGCUUCUCAAAGAUGACGUCGGCGUACGAGUCACGCAUGGAGUUCAUCCGGUCCGUGGGCGAGUUCCUGCAAAAGUACCAGUUCGACGGAGUCGAUAUCGACUGGGAGCAUCCCGUUGAGGGCGGCAUGGAGGGGAACCCACAUUCGCCAGCCGAUGCGACUAAUUACGCCCACCUGCUGUACGAUCUGCGCACGCACCUGGACUCGCUGCCGCCCCCGCGCUUCGGCCGCUACGAGAUUAGCAUCUCGACGUCAGCCGCACGCAGCGUCUACAGGCACCUGGAUCUCGCCGCCAUCGCGCACGUUGUUGACACAAUCAACAUCAUGACAUACGACUAUGCUGGUGCCUGGUCGCCCACCACUGCGCACCAGCAGAACCUGUUUGAGUCAUCGCUGGCCUCCUCGGGCAUCACCGGUGACACGACCGUCUCUGACUACAUCCGCGCUGGUGUGCCUCCUGAGAAGGUUGUCCUUGGCAUCGGCUUCUACGGCCGUGGAUUCGCCCACGUCAAGCACGAGCAGGGCCGUGGCCCAGUGCCAGGCCUUGGAUGUCCCUUCUCGGGCGUCCCCAAGGGCACGUGGGAGGAUGGCGUCUUUGACUACAAGGCGCUGAGAGCAGACCAGAUGCUGGCCAACUCAUCAUAUACACCGUACUGGGACGACCGCGCCCAGGCACCGGUGCUGUACAGCGAAAAAGAGUGCGUGCUGAUUACCUUUGACGACCCCGUGUCAGUGAGCUGGAAGGCCGACUAUGUGCUGCGCCGGCGCUUGGGCGGUGUCAUGAUCUGGGAGAUCACCCAGGACUACAACAGCGAGCUGCUGGCCAAGAUCUGCGAGUACCUGGGCUAG
This is a messenger RNA of Linderina pennispora, 1155 nucleotides long. Its product is annotated as glycoside hydrolase. Gene Ontology annotation, molecular function: hydrolase activity, hydrolyzing O-glycosyl compounds; chitin binding. The coding region runs from base 1 to 1155 and encodes 384 amino acids. Gene Ontology annotation, biological process: carbohydrate metabolic process. The transcript has a single exon. The record is from RefSeq and is a predicted model, not a curated record. Lineage: Eukaryota; Fungi; Kickxellomycota; Kickxellomycetes; Kickxellales; Kickxellaceae.